Molecule: messenger RNA, 3143 nt
Organism: Cornus florida
Lineage: Eukaryota; Viridiplantae; Streptophyta; Magnoliopsida; Cornales; Cornaceae
Product: pentatricopeptide repeat-containing protein At5g03800
Exons: 1
Coding region: 165-2918 (917 amino acids)
Biological process (GO): RNA modification
Molecular function (GO): RNA binding; protein binding; zinc ion binding
Source: RefSeq, a predicted model, not a curated record
CACCAUUGUUUGCCUUUGGUUAAGACUAGAGUCGUGUGCAAGGGCUUGCUUACUCUUUUUGUUUUUUAGGAAGCUCAGAGUUUGCUUACUGUGCUCCUCGAAGAGUAUAUAAAUCGAAGUACCGGUGAAAGAACGGAGGUUAUGUUUGGCGCCUUUUCUCUUUCAUGGCAGCCACCAUCCCCAUCCCCAAUUAUCUCUCCUCCCUCCCUCAAUCCAUUCUCUCUCCUUCUGUACCUCCAAACUCCCUCCACUGUCACUCAUUCCUUCAUUACUCAGCAAAAACAGCACUACCACCAUCAUCUCUUUCUCUAUCUAAAACCGUAUUUUCUCUCUCUAAUCCCAAACCCCACCUCAUCCCCUUCUCCCCAACCCAAUUCCUCCCAAACCCACAACUUUCUCUCUCUAAACCACCACACCUUCAACCCCUUUUCCCUCCAAACUCUCAAGAUCCUAAUUCUUCAAGCAAUAGUGAUAAACCCACUAAUGACUAUUUCAAUUUGCUCCAUCUAUCAGUUCGUUAUAGUGACAUUGAACUCGCUAUGGCGGUCCACGCCUCGGUUCUGAAGCUUGAUGAAGACACACAACUGCUCAAUGCUGUUAUUGUGGCUUACCUUAAGCUUGGUCUUACAACGCACGCUCAAAAAGUUUUUGCAGGGCUUUCAUCCCCAAAUGUUGUGUCUUAUGCCGCAAUGAUUUCGGGUUUUGCAAAGUCGAAUCGAGAAUAUGAAGCCGUCGAACUUUUCUUUGAAAUGAGGAAUGCAGGUAUUGAACCAAACGAGUAUAGUUUUGUUGCUAUAUUAACUGCUUGUAAUCGGCUUUUGGAGUUAGAAUUAGGUUCUCAAGUCCAUUCUCUGGUGAUCAAAAUGGGUUACUUGAAUUGCAUCUUUGUUUCAAAUGCACUUUUGGGUGUGUAUAGCAAUAGUGGGUGUUUGCAUUUUGUGCUCGACUUGUUUGACGAAAUUCCUCAAAGAGACAUUGCAUCGUGGAAUACAGUGACUGCAGCGAUGGUGAAGGAGUUGAUGUAUGAUUCAGCUUUUGAGUUGUUUCAAGAUAUGCAAAGAAUUGAUGGAUUCAGAGUUGACCGAUUCAUGGUUUCGACCCUUCUGAAUGCCUCCACAAGGGGUCUUGCUUUAAUGAGAGGCCGAGAGAUUCAUGCUCAUGCACUCAAAACUGGGUUUGAGUCCAAUUUGAGUGUUAAUAAUGCUCUUAUUGGAUUCUAUACAAAGUGCGGGAGUGUAAAAGAUGUGGUGACUUUGUUUGAGAGGAUGCCUGUAAAAGAUGUGAUUACUUGGACUGAGAUGGUCACGGCAUACAUGGAAUUUGGAUUAGUUGAUUUGGCUGCAGAUAUUUUUGAUAGGAUGCCGCAGAAGAACUGUGUUUCCUAUAAUGCUCUUUUAGCGGGAUAUUGUCAAAAUGGAAAAGACUUAAGGGCUCUGGGUUUGUUUUGCAGAAUGGUGGAGGAGGGCGUAGAGUUAACAGAUUUCUCUUUGACCAGUGUUCUUAAUGCUUGUGGGUUGCUUGCAGAUACGAAGAUCAGCGAACAGAUCCAUGCCUUUGUUCUCAAGUUUGGUUUUAGAUCAAAUGAUUGUAUUGAAGCAGCGUUGCUUGAUAUGUGCACUAGGUGUAGAAGAAUGGCCGAUGCAGUGAAAAUGUUCCUUAAGUUGCCAUUCAGUCAAAAGAGUUCAAUAAUAUUUACAUCACUGAUAUGUGGGUAUGCUCGAAAUGGGCAGCCAGUUGAGGCAAUUUCUCUUUUCUGCCUGAUGCAAUCAGAAGAAACAAUGGUUGUCGAUGAAGUUGCAUUAGCUGCUGUAUUUGGUGUCUGUGGAACUUUAGGGUUUCAUGUGAUGGGAGAGCAACUCCACUGCCAAGCUCUUAAAUCUGGUCUUCUGUCUGAUAUUGGGGUGGGAAAUGCAUUAAUUAGCAUGUAUUCCAAGUGUGGGAAUAUAAAAGAUGCAAUUAAGGUCUUCAGUAUAAUGCCAACACAUGAUUUAGUUUCAUGGAACAGCUUGGUGGCUGGCCAUCUCCUCUACAGGCAGGGUGAUGAGGCCUUGGCUGUGUGGUCGAAGAUGGAAAAGGCAGGUAUACAGCCGGAUUCAGUUACAUUUGUCUUAGUUAUUUCAGCUUAUAGACACACUAACUCAAAUUUAGUUGAUAAUUGCCAUAGAUUGUUUUGUUCAAUGAAAACCACAUAUAACAUAGAGCCAACUUCAGAGCAUUAUGCCUGCUUGGUUGGUGUCUUGGGUUACUGGGGUCUGGUCGAAGAAGCAGAGGAAAUUAUCAAGAACAUGCCUUUUGAGCCACAGGCUUCUGUUUGGCGAGCUUUGCUUGAUACUUGUCGAACCCAUUUGCAUACAACCCAUGGGAAACGGGUGGCAAAGCAAAUACUUGCUAUGCAGCCACAAGAACCAUCUACAUAUGUUCUUGUGUCAAAUCUGUAUUCUGCAUCGGGAAGAUGGCAUUGCUCUGAAAUGGUCAGAGAGGAGAUGAGGGAGAAGGGGUUCCGUAAAUUCCCUGGUCGAAGUUGGAUCAUUAAUCAAAACAAGGUUCAUUCAUUCUAUGCAAGGGAUAAAUCACAUCCUCAAUCCAAAGACAUACAUAGUGGUUUAGAAAUACUUAUCUUGGAAAGCCUAAAAGCUGGAUAUGUGCCUGACACGAGCUUUGUGCUUCAUGAAGUAGAGGAGCAUCAGAAGAAGGAAUUUUUGUUCUAUCAUAGUGCCAAACUAGCUGUUACCUAUGGGCUUCUGAUGACAAGGCCAGGGAAACCCAUUCGUGUUGUGAAGAACAUCAUUCUCUGUGGGGACUGCCAUACAUUUUUGAAGUAUGUUUCAGUUGUAACUAAAAGGGAGAUACAUGUGAGGGAUAGUUCGGGUUUUCACUGUUUCGUGAAUGGUCAGUGCUCGUGCCAAGAUCACUGGUAAUGAGCUUGAUUGGCUCUGCCCCAAGACUAAUUUUUCAUUUUCCUUUCCAUUCUUUUUGGCGGACUCAGAAGACUGGAGCUGCUGUAAAUUGUAUGUAUUUAUCUGUGUAGUUCUUCAAAGAGAAUAUCAAUUAAAAGAUACCUCCAAUAUUGGUGUUGUGUGUUGUAUCCCUCUGUUCCCUAUUACCCUUCAUAUCUUUAACUUCAAUAAAUCUUAUUUUCAACA